Molecule: messenger RNA, 2311 nt
Organism: Polypterus senegalus (gray bichir)
Lineage: Eukaryota; Metazoa; Chordata; Cladistia; Polypteriformes; Polypteridae
Product: C3a anaphylatoxin chemotactic receptor-like
Exons: 3
Coding region: 619-1719 (366 amino acids)
Biological process (GO): phospholipase C-activating G protein-coupled receptor signaling pathway; positive regulation of cytosolic calcium ion concentration; complement receptor mediated signaling pathway
Cellular component (GO): plasma membrane
Molecular function (GO): G protein-coupled receptor activity; complement component C5a receptor activity
Source: RefSeq, a predicted model, not a curated record
ACCUUUUGUGGUCCUCUGCUUUUCCUUCCACAUCCUAUAGAAAGGCAGUUUAGGUGGACUGGCGACCCCGACACGACUCACUGUGACUUAAUACGUCCUGCUAAGAUGCCCCACCAAGCGCUGCCUCCUGCUCGGCUCCCGAUGGUGCUUCUAAAAGCUCCACGUUCUGCCAAGACAAGAAAAAGUCACACCUCGCCGCCGCAGUCAGCGCUGGAGCACAUCUGGCAGAAGGAGUGUUGCACCCUUUUCUGGUCCACCUGUCUGAUGUUCACCAAGUCAUAGUUUUAGCCUUUUUUCGUUACCCGGGUGCAGCUAUAAGCGUAUCCACAGGCGGCGCUCAUGUGCUCUUCAAACUACGCAGCGGACAGUCACGUUUCCUCAUCAAGGUUCUCCUUUUUUGAUCCCCAGCGUUGUAACUUUGUAUUUAUUCUUUUUUGGACACGUAGAUGGAAGGACGUGCACUUAGUGAUAAAAGUUCUUCAGAAAAAAACUCCAAAGUGCCUUCAUUGUAGUCCACAAUAUGUCCACUUAGGAUUCUGUUGAUGACUCCAUGCUGUGAUUUAUGAGUGUGGUCUCCAUGGAAAGCACAGACACGAUAUUUGCGCUAUCUGAAGACUGAUGUUACAGAGGAGUCAUUCAUUUGGACUUCCUGAAAAGCAACAGAAACUGGAUUUAGUAUUUCCACCACAACAGAAGCUCACAAUGAAUUAUACAGAAGACUACGGUCCAGAUGGCUAUCACUACUCCAAUGACAUUGAGGAGGAUUCCCUUACGUCUCAGAGGAUGAAUAUAUUCUCAGUGGUACUUUAUAGCCUCAUCUUUGUCUUGGGCGUACCAGGUAAUGCUAUUGUCAUUUGGAUCACCGUUCUGAAACUGAAGAAGACUGUCAACACCACUUGGUUUCUCAAUCUAGCAGUGGCUGACUUCAUUUGCUGCCUCUCCUUGCCCUUCUCGAUUGCCACUACUCUUCUCAAAAACACUUGGCCAUAUGGCAGCGCUCUGUGCAAGAUUAUUCCUACCAUCAUCAUAUUAAACAUGUUCUCCAGUGUAUUUAUCCUGACGCUAAUUAGCAUUGAUCGAUUUCUUCUGGUCACCAAGCCAGUGUGGUCACAAAAUAACAGAACUGUCAGAUGGGCGAGAUUGCUCAGCGGUACUGCCUGGUUUUUGGCUGCUUUGAUGUGCCUGCCGAUAGUCAUCCACAAAGAAGAACAGUUCUUCGAUAAUGUAAACAGUACCUACUGUGUAUAUAAUCAAACCCCACAGUCCAAGAAAGCCAUGGUGUUCACCAGGGUAAUAUUUGGGUUUCUGGUCCCUUUCUUCAUCAUCUGUGUAAGCUACACUCUCAUAACACUCAAAGUGAAGAACAGCCAGUUUGGCAAAUCUCGUAAGACAUUCAAAGUCAUCCUGGUGGUAAUUGUUGCCUUUUUUAUUUGCUGGACCCCCUAUCACAUCAUUGAUAUCUUGAACAUUCAGGACAUGAGUGAAGAAAUGGAAGAAACCAUAGUGCUCCUCGACCAUUUUACCAUCUGCCUUGCCUACUUCAACAGCUGUCUCAACCCCUUCCUCUACGUCUUCAUGGGCCAGGAGUUCCAGAGUAAAUUCAAAAAGUCGCUAAGCAAAUUGCUAGAAAGUGCUUUCAGUGAAGAAGCCACAGGUUCAACCUCAUAUUCUAAAUCUAGGAAAUCUCGAGACGAAAGCGUGGCUGAAACAGCACAGUAGCUGCCAGCUCAGCUCUUGAUUUCCUUCUCACUUUGUCAUCACUGCAUCUCAGCAGACAAGCCUCUUGUGCAACAGACUUGUAAACCAUCUGCAUUCAGAUGCUUUGGAGUAUUUCAUAAUUGCAGCACAUCCUGCAGAACAUGCAGCCUUAUUUCAAAUUUCAUGUUCAGAGUUGCCUUGGUACACUUUUUUUGGCUAACAAAAAUAAACAGAUAUGUAACAAAAGCAAUGGAUGCCUGGUGUAUACAGAUGAGACUUUAUUGUUUUUGCUUGAGAAAGUUACAUUUUAAUACAGAAUUAACAACUGUCCAAUUGUCUCGCAAUCAUCAGACUCCAUUUUAACAGACAGCUGUUAUAAUGAAGCAGGAAGUGACUGAUAAAUGUUCAUUUGUAAAAAAGCAAUAUGAAAACUGCUGACAUCAAUGUGUGUGUGUGAAUCUCGCUCCAAAAUGCUUCUGCUUCAUAGAAAGAUUGAGGCAAUGCAUGUGACGUGUACGUAAAUCACCCCGCAGUCCAGAUAUCUUUGUUUUAAAAGUUUUUAGUGAAAUUCAAAGCCAAACCACUUCACACAAAAAUAAAGAGAAGACUUGAU